Molecule: messenger RNA, 3167 nt
Organism: Psammomys obesus (fat sand rat)
Lineage: Eukaryota; Metazoa; Chordata; Mammalia; Rodentia; Muridae
Gene: Ccar1
Product: cell division cycle and apoptosis regulator 1
Exons: 8
Coding region: 27-1151 (374 amino acids)
Biological process (GO): regulation of DNA-templated transcription
Cellular component (GO): nucleus
Source: RefSeq, a predicted model, not a curated record
CAUUGUUUGCAGAACUUUUCAAUGAAAUGCUUCAAAGAGAUUUUGGAGUCAGAAUAUACAAAUCAUUACUCUCUCUUCCUGAGAAAGAGGACAAAAAAGAAAAGGAGAAGAAAAGCAAAAAAGAUGAGAGAAAGGAUAAAAAAGAAGAAAGAGAUGAUGAUAUUGAUGAUCCAAAACCAAAACGGAGAAAAUCAGGAGAUGAGAAAGACAAAAAAGAAGACAGAGAUGAGAGGAAGAAGGAAGAAAAGAGAAAAGAUGAUUCUAAAGAUGAUGAUGAAACUGAAGAAGAUAAUAAUCAAGAUGAGUAUGACCCAAUGGAGGCAGAAGAAGCUGAGGAUGAAGAAGAUGAUAGGGAAGAGGAAGAAAUAAACAAACGAGAUGACAAAAGAGAUGUCAACCGAUACUGCAAGGAGCGACCAUGUAAAGAUAAGGAAAAAGAAAAGCCUCAGAUGGUCACAAUUAACAGGGAUCUCCUAAUGGCUUUUGUUUAUUUUGAUCAAAGUCAUUGUGGUUACCUCCUUGAAAAGGAUUUGGAAGAAAUACUAUAUACUCUUGGAUUGCAUCUUUCUCGGGCUCAGGUAAAGAAACUUCUCAAUAAAGUAGUACUCCGAGAAUCGUGCUUCUAUCGGAAAUUAACAGACACCUCAAAAGAUGAAGAGAACCAUGAAGAGUCAGCAUCAUUACAGGAGGAUAUGCUAGGAAACAGAUUAUUACUUCCAACACCAACAGUAAAACAGGAAUCAAAAGAUGGAGAAGAAAAUGUAGGACUUAUCGUGUACAACGGUGCAAUGGUAGAUGUCGGAAGUCUCUUACAAAAAUUGGAAAAAAGUGAAAAAGUAAGAGCUGAGGUAGAACAGAAACUCCAGUUACUAGAAGAAAAAACAGAUGAAGAUGGAAAAACUAUAUUAAACUUGGAGAAUUCUAACAAAAGCCUCUCUGGUGAACUCAGAGAAGUCAAAAAAGACCUGGGUCAGUUACAAGAAAACUUGAAGGUUUCAGAAAACAUGAAUUUGCAAUUUGAAAACCAAUUGACUAAAACUCUCAGAAACUUAUCAACAGUCAUGGAUGAUAUCCACACUGUCCUCAAAAAGGAUAACAUAAAGAAUGAAGACAGAGAUCAGAAAUCCAAGGAGAAUGGUUCCAGUGUAUGAUACAGUGCAUUUGGUGAUGAGGAGUGGUGUUAAAUAAUGUACUAUAUUAAAAAUCAUGAUACAGGAAUGUUUGAAGGCAAUGCAUGUUUGAUUUUAGUAGUAUAAACAUAUGUUAGUUCAAAUGAUGUAUAAAGUUUUAUGAAUGUGAGUCUGCUUUUGAAAAUUGCCUGUAAUUUCUAGCAUUCAAAUUAUUAAAUACUCACUGAGUGGAAGAAUUUUGCGUUGCAAAAUCUUUUAGGAUGAACUUUGUUAUAGUUUUAACCCCAAUAAAGUUCAUCAGUUUAAUUGAAAGCAACAUGUAAUUACUAAAUGUCUUUUAUUGAAAUAUCUAGAAAACUUGUUUUAUUUAUAGAAUUGUUAGUUUUAUAGUUCAUUUCAGUUUUGGUAUAUAUCAGAAUAGCAUGCUGCUUAAUUUUUGCAAUUCUUUUGAACUAAAUAUUUUCAGUCUUUAAAUACAUUUGUUAAAUCUAUUCAUAUACUGGGCCUGGUAGCAUAUUCCAGUAAUCCCAAAAUUUUGAGUUGGAGGUCAGGCUGGACUACAUAAUGAGACCUAGAUAGUCUCAGAAACAAUGCAAUUAAUCCAAAAGAUAUUGUAUCUAAAACCUACAACUAAAAAAAGAGAUAUUGUAUCUAAAACCUACAACUAAGAAAGCAAUAGAAAGGUAGCUAGCAUUAUGCUUAGGAUUUAUAUUAAUUAAUAGUCUUAAUGGUACUGUUACUGCACUCAGCUAAUUGUUUUAUUUGCCCUGAGUACUUUCUAUAUUAAUUUUGAGAAGUGAAAAAAAGAGUGGAUAUCAAAAUGUACAAUUUAGUAACGAGCCAGUAGAUUGUCAGUAUGAUUGAUGCCUUAAGUUAAGUCAUAAUUAAAAAUAUUUUUUUAAUUAGCCUGUGUAGUUCCUUUAGAAUUUGGUGGAUGCUUAAGACUUAAAAAGACAGGAAAUAUGACUUACCAUAAAUCAAUGGGUUUUAGUGGGGUAAAUUUAUUCUACAGAGCACAUUUGAUAAUACUUAGAAGUUUAAAAGUGUCCUCUUGAUUGAUUCAUCAUCUAGUUGGUAGAGUCUUAGUUGUCACUCAGCAUCCUGCAUGUUGUAGGAACGCCCCAACAAGGAAUUUUUCAGGCCCAUCUGCCAGUAGUGCUCAGUUUGAGAUACACUACAAAGGGAAGAGAGAGCUAGGUAAUUUUGUGUGUAGAGAGCUAGGUAAAUUUUGUGUGUCAGGUUAUUCUAGUGAAAGCAGACUUGCCAGGUAUAGUGCCACACGCUUUGAUUGCAGCACUUGGGAGCCAGAGGCAAUCAGAUCUCUUUUGAGUUCAAGGCGAACCUGGUCUACAACCUUUGACUAUCUGGACAGCCUGGGCUAUGUAGUGGCCCUGUAUUUAAAGAAAUUUUUAAAAAACAGCAACUAUCAAAUCUUAUUUUGCUUUAUUUUAUUUUGGUGGAAUAAUAGUCAAAUAUUCACUAUAGGUGAAUAUUAUAAUGUAAUAUAAUAUUAGCCAUUUAUCUAAGCUAAAUAGAAUACACUCCCUGUGGCUAUCAGAAGGAAUGCCUUAAAGGACCUCAGAUUUUUUCAAACCAUGUUUUGUUUUAAAAUAAUGUUUUCUUAUAGGUGUUUUUUUGGGGGGGGAGGGAUUGUUCUUUUAAUGUAUAUUUUAUGUGUAUAGAUGAUUUGCCUGCAUGCAUGUCUCUGCAACACAUAGUAUUCAGAGUGCCUACAAAGGCCAGAAGUGGGUGUUGGAUCCCCUGGAACUGGAGUUACAGGUGGUAAUGACCUACCAUGUAGGUGUUGGGAAUUGUACCUGCUCUUCUCUAGAGGAGCAAACUGUUUGUUGAGCUACCUCUGUAGCUCUCUCCUAGUACUGGCUGACCUUGAAUAUACAGAAGUCUGCCUGCCUCUGCCACCCAAGUGCACACGUGGUUCUUGAAGUGUAUUUCUAAGACAGUUUUGUUUUGUUUUUUUGUUUGUUUUGUUUUGUUAAGUAAAAAACAGUAAUGAUUAAAAGAAUUUAUAUAUAGUAA